This is a messenger RNA of Gastrolobium bilobum, 1569 nucleotides long. Its product is annotated as omega-6 fatty acid desaturase, endoplasmic reticulum isozyme 2. The transcript is spliced from 2 exons. Gene Ontology annotation, biological process: lipid metabolic process. Lineage: Eukaryota; Viridiplantae; Streptophyta; Magnoliopsida; Fabales; Fabaceae. The record is from RefSeq and is a predicted model, not a curated record. Gene Ontology annotation, molecular function: oxidoreductase activity, acting on paired donors, with oxidation of a pair of donors resulting in the reduction of molecular oxygen to two molecules of water. The coding region runs from base 64 to 1215 and encodes 383 amino acids.
UCACUCCAUCCAACUCCUCUUCACACAAAUUCAGCGGUUUCUCUUCUCCCAGGUUGCGUGAAGAUGGGGGCUGGUGGCCGAACCUCUGUUCCUCCUCCCAACAGGAAGUCAGAGGCUGACGCUGUGAAGCGGGUGCCGUUUGCAAAACCACCAUUCAGUCUCAGCCAGGUCAAGAAAGCUAUUCCACCUCACUGUUUUCAGCGCUCUGUUAUCCGGUCAUUCUCCUAUGUCGUUUAUGACCUUACCAUAGCCCUCUGCCUCUAUUACGUAGCCACCCAUUACUUCCACCAACUUCCUCGUCCUCUCUCUUUCUUGGCCUGGCCAAUCUACUGGGCUAUCCAAGGUUGCAUCCUUACCGGCGUUUGGGUCGUUGCGCAUGAGUGUGGCCACCAUGCUUUCAGUGACUACCAGUGGCUUGAUGAUACCGUUGGCCUUGUUCUCCACUCUGCUCUCCUAGUCCCUUACUUUUCAUGGAAAUAUAGCCAUCGCCGCCACCACUCCAAUACCGGUUCUCUUGAGCGUGAUGAAGUCUUUGUACCGAAGAAGAAGUCCGGUAUUGAGUGGUACUCUAAAUACCUUAACAACCCCCUGGGCAGAGUCCUCACACUUACUGUUACCCUCACUCUUGGUUGGCCUCUGUACUUGGCUUUUAAUGUCUCGGGCAGGCCUUAUGAAAGGUUUGCUUGCCAUUUUGACCCAUACGGUCCCAUUUACACAGAUCGUGAACGACUUCAAAUAUACAUAUCAGAUGCGGGAGUACUUGCAGUAUGCUAUGGGCUUUUCCGUCUUGUCAUGGCAAAAGGGCUUGCCUGGGUUGUUUGUGUUUAUGGAGUUCCAUUGCUAGUGGUCAAUGGAUUCUUGGUUUUGAUCACAUUCUUGCAGCACACUCACCCUGCAUUGCCGCACUACGAUUCCUCUGAGUGGGACUGGUUGAGAGGAGCUUUAGCAACAGUGGAUAGAGAUUAUGGGAUCCUGAACAAGGUCUUCCAUAAUAUUACAGACACUCAUGUGGCGCAUCACUUGUUCUCCACAAUGCCACAUUAUCAUGCAAUGGAGGCCACAAAGGCGAUAAAACCAAUUUUGGGAGAGUAUUAUCGGUUUGAUGGGACCCCAUUUUACAGUGCAAUGUGGAGAGAGGCAAGGGAGUGUAUUUAUGUUGAACCAGAUCGAAGUACUCAGAGCAAAGGUGUGUUCUGGUACAACAAUAAGUUGUGAUGAUUAUAGCUGCUGCAUCUUCUUGUUCGUCAGGUGGGAAGGAUUUAACUUUGCUUUCUGACAAAUUAGGAUGUUUGCUUAUUGGGAAUAAUUUUGUUGAACCCUUAUAUUGGUAUUUGUAACAAGACUGUAGGAUAGUGGUUUGCUUGAUUGCAGAAUAAGAUGUAGCAUCUCUGAACGGUUCGAUUGUUGCACCAUGAUUUGAAAUCAGUGCUUGUCGACCUAGUUUCUCAAGAUAGUACCAAUUUGUCUAUCUCUUGAGAAGCCUAUUCUUAUUCUAUUUCUUGAUGCCUAGUCAUUCUCAUGUUCCGUGAUUGACUCGGAAUUCCGAACCUUGUCUGUUACUUUCUGAAG